AUGAUCACGGUGACGUCAAACUGCGUGGCGGUGAUGGUGGAGGUGGGGACGGCAACUUUUUCCACUGACACGACAGAUGGUCAUAUGCGUGCAGAUCGUCAAUUUGAGGAGGGGAUUGGCGGAGUGGUGGCGGCGGCGUUCAAGGCGCUUGUUGAACCCACAUCGAUUUUGUUCCUCAGGUCUACGGUGGCAGUGAAUUAG
Molecule: messenger RNA, 201 nt
Organism: Mesocestoides corti
Lineage: Eukaryota; Metazoa; Platyhelminthes; Cestoda; Cyclophyllidea; Mesocestoididae
Source: the annotation of a GenBank genome assembly